AGUAUUCUUGGAGCAGCUGGGAUUACCGAAAAUUGUGGCCCAGAUUUAAAAUAUAGGAAGCGGACAGGGAAACUCUGACCUCUUCACACAAACAUAACUCAUCAAAGGGGACAGCAUUCCUAAUAGCCGAAAGUACAAUGUAUGAGGCAGGAAGCUGUGGCAAAGGAGCCUGUGAAGGAAUUGCAAGCAGAGUUAACAACCAGAACACCAGAAAUGAACACCAGUCUGAACAGAUCCUUGCUGAAUACAAAGUGAGGGCCAUGGAGUGUCACCCAGACAAGAAUCCUGAUAAUCCCAAAGCAGUCAGUGAUUUUCAGAAGUUACAGGAGGCCAAAGAGGUUCUGACCAAUGAAAACACAAGGAAUAAUUACAACCUUUGGAUACGCAGUAAAAUAACAAUACCAUUCCGUGACUGGCAAGCCCUUGGCGACUCAGUCAAAACUUCAAUGCAUUGGGCUGUGAAGACCAGGAAGGAGCCAAUGCUGGAGGACUCAAAGGACACACCCUUACUCAGCCCACAGGACGCAGUCUGUCAGAGCGAGGAGCCAGCCUCAGAAAUGCAAUUUCCUGAAACCGUAAACACUCCAAGUGAGAACUACAGCCAUUUGCAUUUCCGUUGGGCCGCUGGCACUCCGUCUGUUCUUUUAAGGAAAUUCAGAAAUUAUGAAAUAUAAUCUUCUGAUGAUAAGAAUAGGCCAUUUUCUGUGCUGCUUGACCUUAUAGACAUAAUACACUGACAUGACACCUGGUGUAUUUGCAUAAAUUAGAAAGCAGUUCAGUUUAAUUUAUUCUGUUUCCAUUGUCAGUUUGUGAAAAGAAAUAGUAGUGGUUUAUUAAGUGUUGUGGAAAAAUAAACGAAGGUCAUGUCUUGAGUGCCAUAUCUGGUCCCUUCUGACGUGACCAACUGUGCACUUGU
Molecule: messenger RNA, 916 nt
Organism: Anguilla anguilla (European eel)
Lineage: Eukaryota; Metazoa; Chordata; Actinopteri; Anguilliformes; Anguillidae
Gene: dnajc12
Product: DnaJ (Hsp40) homolog, subfamily C, member 12
Exons: 7
Coding region: 138-674 (178 amino acids)
Cellular component (GO): cytoplasm
Source: RefSeq, a predicted model, not a curated record